Messenger RNA from Oxyura jamaicensis (ruddy duck), 2146 nucleotides. RefSeq names its product cell division cycle associated 7 like (gene CDCA7L). The record is from RefSeq and is a predicted model, not a curated record. NCBI's taxonomy places the organism in Eukaryota, Metazoa, Chordata, Aves, Anseriformes, Anatidae. Bases 170 to 1240 code for a protein of 356 amino acids. The transcript is spliced from 9 exons. Gene Ontology annotation, biological process: regulation of DNA-templated transcription. Gene Ontology annotation, cellular component: nucleus.
GUUGGCGGCGGCGGGCCGCGGCAAGGGUGUUCAAUAUCAGCCCAGAUACCUUACAGAAGAACUGCAGAAGAUUUUCACUGAAGACACUGACUCUGAAACUGAAGCAUUUGAAGGCUUUGCUUCAAGUGAGGUGGAUGUGAAGAAAAAAGGAAUUCCGGUAAAGGCAGUGAUGGAGUCAGACAUGAGCGAUGAAGAACGUGAUAAUUUAUUGGGUACCGGGGAAGAAGAGGAGGAAGAGUCAAAGAAGAAAGUUUCCCCCAAGAGAAGAAGCUUUGGUCUUCGUGUUGCUUUUCAGUUUCCAACCAGAAAGUCUUCCGAGAAAAAAGUGCCUGAACAGGAUUUUUCUAAGUUACCUAUAAAGGACAGUAAAUCCCCCACUGCUCUUUCAAAAGAAAGAAAUUGCAAGCGAUGGGACAAACUAGAGGGCUCUGCUUCAGAAUCUGAAGAAGACAUUAAAGAAACACAGGAAGAAAGUUCCAGUGCUCUGCUUAAAAGAGCUAUGAAUAUUAAAGAAAAUAAAGCCAUGCUUGCCCAGUUAUUAGCAGAACUGAAUUCAGUACCUGACCUGUUCCCAGUGAAGACACCUGCCUCGACUCCUUCGAAACAGAGGAAAAUCCCAAGGAGGGCAUUUACCGAAGGCCAGAUAACACGUCGCAUGAACCCAACCAGAAAUGCUCGUCCACCAGAGAAAUUUGCCUUGGAAAAAUUUACUGUGUCAGCCGUCAGAUUUGCAGAACACUUCCAUAGUUACAAACAACAAAACCUCUUAAAGAAGAGACUGAGCAUGCAGGGGAAUUGUGGCGUGCGCAAACGGAGGAGAUCAUCAAAGUAUUCAUCUUACCGUCCAGUAGAGGAUAUUACUGAUGAGGACUUGGACAACAUUGCAAUCACUGUUAAAGACAAAAUCUAUGACAAAGUUCUAGGUAGUACUUGCCACCAGUGUCGUCAAAAGACAAUUGAUACAAAGACCGUCUGCCGCAGCCAGGGCUGUGGAGGUGUAAGGGGGCAGUUCUGUGGACCGUGUCUUCGAAAUAGAUAUGGGGAAGAUGUGAAAUCAGCACUGCUUGAUCCAGACUGGAUCUGUCCUCCUUGUCGUGGGGUGUGUAACUGCAGUUACUGCCGCAGGCGCGACGGUCGCUGUGCCACGGGGAUGCUCAUCCACCUGGCAAAGUUCUAUGGCUACAACAAUGUGAAAGAAUACCUGGAAAGUUUACAAAAACAACUGGCGGAUGGCAAUUGAGAACACUGAACUCAAGUUGUGCCUGCAAAAUAUCUUCACAAGUUUUUACUUCAAAAGGUUGUUACUAUGUUUUAUAUAAGAUAGAAUUUUAGAGUAUAGUAUAUACAUUUCUGUGUGUGGAACUUUUUUAUUAAUGUGGUCUUAUGCAAAAGAUCUCUCAGGAAAACGUUUGGUAGAGAAAUCUACAUGCACAGACCUAUACGUUAAGUGGAAUGGCACUCUUGAACCUUGGAGUGGUUAAUUUCUAAUAGGGCUACAACACAACUACAUAAUGGAGAACUUUGUUGAUUUGAGCAAUAUUUUUAUUUAUGUAAUUGUGCAAAUUUGCAAAAAGGGUGUUUAACAACUACCUAUAAAGCCUACCCUGUUUAAGAAAAAAUAAAACACCCCAAAACCCCUUCUGUUCUAAUUUGACCACAAAGACUCGAUUUUUCCAAUCCUUGCUUUCUGAACCUAUUCCUCCACUUGUAAUAUUUAGAACUUAUCCCUGCAAAGAAGAGAAGGGUACUUUCAUCUCAUUGCCAUUAUAUUCCAGCCAAAGCUGAUGUAAUCUACCAGUGGGAGGAUGAUUUUUUUUAAACCCAAAGUGCAAUUAACCACUGAAACAUUAAAGUGGAAGUGUUUUGUAAAAAAAUAAAAAUAAAAAUAAUAAAAAAAUUGUGAUAUACCUGCUACCUGAACCAGCACAGCAAUCAUAACUAGUUAAUUGGUUUAAACCACAAUGUUCACGAUGUUGUUUUGAAAUACAGUUCAUAGUUAGAUCUUUUUUUCAUUUGUGCAACUAAGCUUUCAAACAACUUUAAGCAAUAUGUUUGUAUUGUAUGAUUAUGCUAAAAUUUAUGUAAGAUACAUAUUUCAUUUUAUGUAGAGACAAUAAAGAAUAAUCAAGAGGAACAUUUUAUGAGU